GGCUGAUGUACUCGGCUAUUUCCCUCUUCAUUCCAGACCACCAGUAACUUUCUUUCAAAUCACGGUACAUUUUCGUGCCCCCCGGGUGCAUGGCAUAAGCCGAUGAAUGAGCCUCCUCUAAGAUGGACUUUCGGAGCUCAUCAUCUGACGGCACACACACUCGGUCACGAAAUAACAAGAGACCAUCAUCUCUUUCCCUGAAAUCCUCCACCGGUCCCGCUUGCAUGCAUUCCCGGACCUUCAUAAGUUCUGCGUCAGUCUCUUGACCCUUCUUGAUCUCAUCAAGUAAAGUAGGUCUCACCUCAAAUCGUGCCAAUAAGGCACCAUCGCUGGAUACCUCCAGUUGGGCUCUUAAUGCCCUCAAAUUAGCUAGCAAUGCCCCAGACGAGCUCUUCCGACUCAAAGCAUCUGCCACCACGUUUGCCUUGCCUGGGUGAUACUCUAUCACUAGAUGGUAGUCUUUUAUCAACUCCAUCCACCGUCUCUGUCUCAUGUUUAGCUCUUUCUGAGUAAACACGUAUUUCAAGCUCUUGUGAUCAGUGUAUAUGUGACAUAGACGGUGGAUGGAGUUGAUAAAAGACUACCAUCUGGUGAUAGAGUAUCACCCAGGCAAGGCUAACGUGGUGGCAGAUGCUUUGAGCCGGAAAAGCUCGUCUGGGCCAUUGCUAGCUAAUUUGAGGGCAUUAAGAGCCCAACUGGAGGUAUCCAGCGAUGGUGCCUUAUUGGCACGAUUUGAGGUGAGACCUACUUUACUUGAUGAGAUCAAGAAGGGUCAGGAAACCGACGAAGAAAUUAUGAAGAUCCGGGAACGCAUGCAAGCGGGACCGGUGGAGGACUUCCGAGAAAGAGAUGACGGUCUCUUAUUAUUUCGUGACCGAGUGUGUGUACCGGCAGAUGACGAGCUCCGAAAGUCCAUCUUAGAGGAAGCUCAUUCAUCGGCUUAUGCCAUGCACCCGGGGGGCACGAAGAUGUACCGUGACCUGAAGGAGAGUUACUGGUGGUCAGGUAUGAAGAGAGAAAUAGCCGAAUAUAUCAGUCGAUGCCUUACUUGUCAACAAGUUAAGGCAGAGCAUCAGCAUCCAGCGGGCUUAUUGCAACCACUUUCCAUUCCUGAAUGGAAGUGGGAACACGUGACUAUGGAUUUUGUGGUAGGGUUGCCACGGACGAUCAGGAACUAUGAUGCAGUUUGGGUUGUUGUAGAUAGGCUCACAAAGAGUGCACACUUCUUACCUAUCAACACUACUUACCCACUCGAGAGGUUAGCCAAAUUGUACACGGAUGAGAUCGUGAGGCUACAUGGGGUUCCAGUGACCAUUGUAUCCGAUAGAGACCCACGAUUCACAUCACGUUUUUGGCCGAAAUUUCAGGAGUCUAUGGGAACGAGGUUGAAGUUCAGUACUGCUUUCCACCCACAGACGGACGGGCAGUCUGAAAGAGUCAUACAGAUCUUAGAAGACAUGCUGAGGGCUUGUGCAUUAGAGUUCCAAGGAAGUUGGGACAACCACUUAGCACUUGUGGAGUUUGCCUAUAACAACAGUUAUCAGGCAAGCAUCGGCAUGCCUCCAUACGAGGCAUUGUAUGGGAGGAGAUGCCGUACACCGUUAUGCUGGGAUGAGGUUGGCAUGGCCAAACUCGAGGGUACUGAGUUGGUUGAGGUCACCAAGUCAAAGGUGAAGUUGAUUCGAGAGAGACUCAAGGCGGCUCAGGACAGGCAAAAGAGUUAUGCGGAUAAGCGUCGAAGGACCUUAGAGUUUAAGGUUGACGACGAGGUAUUCUUGAAAGUUUCUCCUUGGAAAGGAAUCAUUCGAUUUCAAACCCGAGGGAAGCUUAACCCACGGUACAUAGGUCCAUUCAGAAUUAUAGAGAGGAUUGGGGCCGUUGCAUAUCGUCUACAGUUGACUCAUGAGUUAGAGAAGAUACAUAAUGUGUUUCACGUAUCCAUGCUUAAGAAGUAUGUGCAUGAUCCCUCUCACGUAUUGGAGAAGCCACCUGUAGAGGUACGUGAGGAUUUGAACUACUCUGUUCAACCUAUCAAGGUCACCGAUAGAAAGGUGAAGAAACUGAGGAGCAAGGAAGUCCCAAUGGUUAAAGUCCUGUGGAAGAGCGAUCAGGUCGAAGAAGAGACAUGGGAAACAGAGGCUUUGAUGAGGAAGCAGUAUGCUUUCCUAUUCGAGUAGAGCUGUGAAUUUCGGGGACGAAAUUCCUGUUAAGGGGGGGUGAACUUGUGACACCGCACCCGAAUGUCCUUGGAAAUUUGAUUUGAAUAUUCAUAGCUUAUGUAUUGGAUUUCCGAUUCCCAAACAUUUUGUAAAACGAUCAAUGUUCUACGUAGUGCAUGGUUGAAUAUCGUAUUGUUCAAACUCGUACAUUAGUGUCGGGUUUCGCAAAUACUUACUCGGGACUUAUUAAUAAAUAAGAAAGCCCAACAUUACCUAAAUAGUGAAAGAAUGAUUAAAGGAGAAUACAAAUGUCUAUAACCCCAUCUUUGGCAUUAUUGAGCUAAAUAAUGGGAGUAGGAUUUUCCUUCUAAAAUAUCCAUCAAGUAAAUUAUUGGGAUGAGCCUACACAUAUUGGAGAUCAAUAAUGUGAUUUAGGAAGUUGACUUGUUCUAAAUAAAUUAGGAUGAGUACAAAAAGACAUCUUUGACAAAGAUAAAACAAUAGGACCCAUCUUCCCAUUUUUGGAAGUAUUGGUAGAUAUUUUGGACCCCAAAUUUAAUGGGAUCAAUUGGGAACCACUCCACAUGAUAUUAGUACCUGCAAAACAAAUAAAAAUGGGUUAGAAGACCUACCUUGGCCGGCCAUAAUGGAGGGGAGCUGCACAUGACUUGAUAGGAAUCAAAGCUUGGGCCACCAUCCUUAUUUUCGCACAAAUUGGGUGCUGUUUGUCUCCUCUCAUUAUAGAAGCUAUACUCGACCAAACAACGUGAAUAAUAUGUCCUUGGAUAGCCUUUGAAGUCUAUUAUCUCAAUUGAGUGGUCUUUGUUCGAGGAGAGAAGGCUUAUCUUACAAAAAUCGAGCUGGAACGAGCAGAGGUCUGUGAACUCGAGCUGUGAGAGUGCUGAGACUGUUUGGUCGAUAUCUCGAGUUUUACAAAUCCAAUUAAGGCGUGUGAGAUACCCACAGAAAGCUCUCAAGACGAGGAAUCCGUGAAGGUCUGGUUUGCAGGAAUCGGAGUUGUGGAAGGCUUCCAAAUCGUCCGAGCAAAACACAACCUCGCAGGAGAGGAUUUAAUCUUCUAAAAGUGAGUUUUA
This is a messenger RNA of Cuscuta epithymum, 3253 nucleotides long. Lineage: Eukaryota; Viridiplantae; Streptophyta; Magnoliopsida; Solanales; Convolvulaceae. The record is from the annotation of a GenBank genome assembly.